AUGCAAUUCGAUCCCGACGCGCCGUAUUGGAAGACGAAGCCUCCUGGUAUCAAGGAAGACAGACCCAUUAACCGGGAAGUACACAAGCCAGGAUACUGCUUCCCCUGUUGUCAAAAGUAUGGAACGCACGACAAGCUCGGGUGCAGGCUAGGCCCACAUAGGGCCGCUGAUGGAGUGCGGGAGAAAGACCUCAAUAGCUGGAAAAGCUACGAGGAUUUCCAAGAGGCUAUGGGUGCACCAAGGAGGGAGGACAUGCCGUCAUGGGAGGCUCAUUGCAUUGCUCUUCGAAGGCAAGCCUCCAUGGCAGUAGAGUCUGAUUCCGAUGCGGAGGAAUCAGACUCUACUUCAGAAUCAGAUACAGAGGAGUUGUACUCCACUCCAGCCACGGAACAGUCGGACAGGUCUACUCCAGCUGCGCCGUCUACGGAGGAACUAGCCGCCUUGAAAACCACACAGAGCACAGAGGUCGCCAAUACCAAUGGGGAAGAUGAUUAUGAAGAGGAGGGACCCAGCUGGGUCGAUGAGUGUGACCAAGCUGGCCAGGACUUUCCUGACAUUACAGAAUUACCUCGAAAAAAAAGACGUGCCUUGUUGAGGGCUCAAGAGAUCGCUUUGCGGGAGGCCUUCGCUACCAGAGAGGCCUACGGAUCCCAUUGUAGACCUCAUCUGAAUCGCCAGACCUUGACGGUGGAAGUACGCACGAUGGUAUCGUAUACCAGUGGUCCGGGCUCAAACAGUCUCAAACGGAAGCGAGAAGAAAGCCCGGGAACAGAGCGAAGACAGAGAAAAAGACUGAUUGAGGACAGGCAUGAUUGA
Messenger RNA from Neurospora tetrasperma FGSC 2508, 816 nucleotides. RefSeq lists its product as uncharacterized. The coding region runs from base 1 to 816 and encodes 271 amino acids. Lineage: Eukaryota; Fungi; Ascomycota; Sordariomycetes; Sordariales; Sordariaceae. The transcript has a single exon. The record is from RefSeq and is a predicted model, not a curated record.